Messenger RNA from Marmota flaviventris (yellow-bellied marmot), 1144 nucleotides. It is a transcript of the gene Tmem59l, whose product is annotated as transmembrane protein 59 like. The record is from RefSeq and is a predicted model, not a curated record. NCBI's taxonomy places the organism in Eukaryota, Metazoa, Chordata, Mammalia, Rodentia, Sciuridae.
GUCCCGGUCCCCGCCGCCGCUGCAUCCUCGGCUCCCGCCCCGGAGCCCGAGUCUCCCGCGCCCCCAGCGCAUCCCCUUGCCAUGGCUGCGGUGGCGCUGAUGCCGGCGCUGCUGGUGCUACUCCUGCUGGCAUCGCCGCCCGCCGCCUCCGCGCCGCCCGCUCGCGACCCCUUCGCUCCACAGCUCGGGGACACACAGAACUGCCAGCAGCGGUGUCGCGAGCGCGACCCCGGCCCACGGCCCUUGCAGGCGGGGCUUCCGAGCCCCUCAGAGUCCCCGUAUGACAAGGCGGUGCUGAUCAGCGCUUGUGAGCGUGGCUGCCGUCUCUUCUCCAUCUGCCGAUUCGUGGCCAAGAGCUCCAAGCCCAACGCCACCCAGACUGAAUGCGAAGCAGCCUGUGUGGAAGCCUACGUGAAGGAGACGGAGCAGCGGGCCUGCCGCGAGGGCUGCUGGAGCCAGUCCCCUGAGCCGGAGCAGGAUCUCCAGCUGGAGCAGAAGAGAAAGGUCCUGGAAACUCCUAGUGGGGCCUUAUCCCUCCUGGACUUAUUUUCCACCCUCUGCAAUGACCUCGUCAACUCGGCCCAGGGUUUCGUCUCCUCCACUUGGACAUACUACCUGCAGACUGACAAUGGGAAGGUGGUGGUGUUCCAGACCCAGCCUGUAGUCGAGAGCCUUGGGUUCCAGGGGGGCCGUCUGCAGCGAGUGGAGGUGACCUGGAGGGGAUCUCACCCUGAGGCUUUGGAGGUGCACGUGGACCCGGUGGGCCCCCUGGACAAGGUGAGAAAGGCCAAGAUACGCGUCAAGACCAGCAGCAAGGUCAAGGUGGAGUCUGAAGAGCCGCAGGACAACGAUUUCCUCAGUUGCAUGUCCCGGCGCUCGGGGCUGCCUCGCUGGAUCCUGGCCUGCUGCCUCUUCCUGUCUGCGCUGGUGAUGCUGUGGCUGAGUUGCUCCACCCUGGUGACCGCACCAGGCCAGCACCUCAAGUUCCAGCCCCUGACCCUGGAGCAGCACAAGGGCUUCAUGGUGGAGCCAGACUGGCCCCUCUACCCUCCGCCAUCACACACCUGUGAGGACAGCCCCCCGCCCUACAAGCUGAAGCUGGACCUGACCAAGCUGUAGGCCUCGGUUGGCCCGAGCAUUGCCA